Molecule: messenger RNA, 528 nt
Organism: Cetraspora pellucida
Lineage: Eukaryota; Fungi; Glomeromycota; Glomeromycetes; Diversisporales; Gigasporaceae
Source: the annotation of a GenBank genome assembly
AUGUCUUUACCAGACGGAUGGGUACAACGGUUUGAUCCAAAUCAAAAUCGGUAUUAUUAUAUUGAUCUUGUUAAUAAGCAAACCACUUGGAAUGAUCCACGCCAACAAGGAAAUGGUCAACUUCAACCAAAACAAGAAAUAGUUAAUGCUACUCCCGUCGAUAUUCAAUACCAACAAUCAGUAGCUACUCAAAAACAACAAAUUGUUAAUCCUAUUCCCGUCCCUCAAAAGGAUAUCCUCAUUGGUGAAGAUCAAAUUAAAAAACCAAUUGUUAAUGUUAUUCCCGUUCCCCAAAAGGAUAUCGAUCAAUUUACCAAACAACAAAUCAUUAAUACUGUUCCUGGUGUACAGUAUGAAAAAUCAAAAGAUAUUCAACAACCAAUCUAUAAUGCUAAUCCCAUCGGUGUGCAGUACCAACAAUCAAAAGGUAUUCAGCAACAAUAUCAACCAUCAAUGAAUAUUCAACAACCACCACAACAACAAAAUAUCGUUAAUGCUAUUCCUGCUGAUGUAUGUCCAUGCCCAUAG